UCUCCAGCGCUAGCCGGAAAUUAUGGCCGUGUGGGCUUGUCCUGUUCGGCAGCACAUAAUACUGAUCGGUCACCGCGUGUCUUGUCCCUUGCGCUGCAUGUUCAAUCGUACAAUUCGGCCCCCUUAUCUUGUUCGCGCAUCUCUUCACUCGUUCCCGCACCUGCAUUCCAAAAAAAUCCCGCGGUCGCACCCUCCCCCACCGCCCACCGCUGCAAUAAAUCCGUGCACCUACGAUGUUGCCACCAAUCCUCUUCAGUUGAGCUCCGGAGCCAGUGCUCCUCUCAGGUCUGCAAGGAAAUCCGUCCUCACUUCACCCCCUUCGCAGUUCAGCCACCGUCAUUGAUGCGAGCUUCAACUGACGCUAAACAGCAUAUUUUCACCAACCACUGCUUCCAUUGAUUUGUGCUUCACCUGACAUCUGCUUCCGGUACACGGAUAAGAUGCGUGUUGCCGGAUUCGAGCCAACCGUAGAGUGGAUGCCUGGAACAGCUCCAACCCACAUUGAUGAUGACCCUGAAGAAUUAGAUGCAUAUCACUCUGGCAGUUUAACUCCCGGGGGGUCACCUGACAACGCACAUGCCCAAUCCUCAUCUGCUGCCACUUCGCGCAGCUCUCUUAAGAAGUUCUGCACUAUUGUUCAGACUUUCAAUGACUACAAGAAGGACUUGGUUAGGUCUAUUGGCUUUGGUGGAAUGCUACAUCUUCCUAGGAUUAAGAAGCUAAACAUCAAGUUUAGCAUGUGGCUCAUGCAGAAAGUAGAUUGCCAGGCCCGAUCCAUUCGCAUAGAUGACAACCGCGUGCUUCAGUUGAUCCCCAAUGAUGUCAGUACUGUAUUUGGCAUCCCCUGCGGCCCAAAGGAUAUAUUAGGCCCUGAUGCCUUCAUCACGCAGGAAGCUAUAAAUUUCCUCCAGAGCAGUAUAGGAAUGUCUGAUAAGCAUCCACGUAGUCUGAAAGCAGUAGAGUCUGUUCUGCGUUUGGAAAUUAUUAAUACCUCAUCUAAGAUGCUUGUAGAGGCUUUCAAGGUGGCUUUCGUUGUUUUUGCCAUGGGCAAUGUCCUCACUCCUUCUGCCAAACAUGACUAUGUAAAUGUUAAUUUCUGGGGAGCCUUGAGCCGGUCGGAAGAAAUAUACCAAUUCAAUUGGGCUGCCCAUGUACUGAACACCCUCGUUGAUGCUGCAAGGAAAGUUCAAUCUGAUCUUGCACGCAAGCGGACAGUCUCCAACAUCUCAGGAUGCCAUAUAUUCCUUCAGGUUCUUUAUCUCGACAAUUUGGAAUUGGGCCCUCUGAAGAUGUCGCAUGCAAAGCUGCCUCGUAUCAAGGAAUUCAGUUUUGACCUGCUGUCAAAGAUGAUAUCUGCUGAUUCAUAUCGCCAACAUGGCUGCCCUGAACCUUGCUUUGGCAUAAGCCAGCUGCGCGAUCCCUCCGAGGUAUGCUACAAGUGUUUCGGUGUGUCAAGGCCCGAUACACAGGCAACAAGGACAGAGGCUAUCCCUUCCCUUCAGGACAAUGUAGCAAAAUCUCCAGAGGUUCAGUCUGCCCAGCUGCCUACAUCAACCAUGCCCCAACUGCCAUUACCUGCCUACUCCAACCCAUUGUUGACUGAUCAGACGGAGCUAAUUAACCAUAUCCGAACCCAUUAUCCUAAGCUGGAAAGGAGUAAAAUGGCUGACAUUCUUAAGAGGUUCAAUGCACGGUACCUCAAUCUCACUGUGACCUACAAGAAGGGUGUCUCUGACCUCAUUAUCUCCCUAGCUGAUUUCAUUCUAGACUACAUUUCAAAGGAAUGUGGGGCACUUGACGCCCUCACGCCUGCCCCGACGUGCGUUGCUAGUGGUGGUGAACCAAUAAACGGCCCGAGGUCUUCAUGCACAAAAAAUGGAACUGGACAACAACUCGACCAAUCAGAUACCGAAGCUGAGAGUGCUGCUACGCCUCUUCACAAGCAUUCACGUUCGCUGGAUGUUAUGCCUAACACAUGGACCUCUAGUCCAUCUUCAUAUGGAAUCAAGAAGCAACGCAACUACAUGAGUGCUGGCGCUGCAACCCGUCCUCUUCAUGCUGGCCCUAAACUUACAUACCAGGAAACUUCGACUAGUCAUUUUGUUCCUGCCCCGCAUAAAGAGACUACUGAACUACCAUCUACUCCACGUCGUUUGCUAAAACAAGACUGCACGGUUGCUGUUGUCAAUCAGAUGUGCAGUGCAGAUGAGGUCGAGGAUCCUGACGGCAAAAUUCUUUUUGCACAACGUUCAUCUGAACCAAUAUGCAAGAAAAAAUUGAUGCUUGGGGAACAGGCUAGGUCACCAUGGAACAUGGGGUGCAUUCAUCCGGAUAAUGGCUGUGUUGUCCCUCAAAAGUUAGCUUCUUGGGUGUAUGCUGCUGCUGAUGUAUAUCUCAAGCGGAACUGGGUUAUUCACCACUCACCCAAGUACAUACAACUUUCUGGUGAGGCCUUUAGGUCUCAGUUGGUAGGCUCGAACCCUAUGGGUUUUGAGUUGUGUGACAUACUCAUCCGCCGCUUUACCCAGCUCGAUGCAGACAUGCACGCCAAUUCUUGGAAAUGUCGCUGGAGGCAUUUCUUUGAAUCUGAUUUCUAUUCUUUUGCGUUAGCUGGGUACGACCUGCUGAAUGUCCUCUCUGUUAGGGAGCAAUUCAUUGGAACAAAUGUUCCCUACAACCUAUCUGCUUGCCGGAUGAUGCUGGUCCCUGCAUGUAUCAAUCAAGUGUGGUGUUGUUUCUCCUUUGACAUGUGGAACAAAGUCAUAUAUGUGCUUGACCCCUGUGGCCCGAAUCCUCACACUACUUUGAAGAGGCAUGCUGCAUAAAGGAUUCUCGAUGCUUUGUGCAAAUGCAUAUCCGCGUUCUUUGAUAACUGGCAACCUGACCCCAAUGCAUGGCAGGUGCAUUUCCCAGCUCUCAACAUUGAGUCCUGCGAUGUUGUGCACUCUGGUGUCUGCAUGCUACAUUGUGCCCGGAAUUUCAAAGGCGAUGCUUUGGCAAUGCCAUUGAAAUUGGGUCAAAUCCCUUCCUUGCGGAAUGCCCUUCUCUGUGAAGCGCUGACUAUUUCUGGGAACAAUGUCGCCAUUCCACUUCCCCUUAAAACUAUCAUUGCCGACUCUGUGUACUAGGUGUUCUUGCUCAACUAUGCAAUCUAAUGGACGACCUGUACACGUUUACAUUUUGGUUGUGUCAACUUUUAGCGAUACAAUUCUUUUAGUGACGCUGAUGCUUUUUGCUUUCCUGAUUUACUGUUGCACCCUGCGUUUGUUCUUCGCAAUGUCGCACCACAGCCGCAACAUCUAAAUCGGCUUUUCUGUAAACGUACUGUAAGGAUUCACAUUUUGUGCCAACCUUUCUGCUGGCCUGACAUGCUGUAUUUUUUCUGUUAUAUAUAUGUUACUUUCGACUUUG
Phragmites australis (common reed) is the source of this 3411-nucleotide messenger RNA. RefSeq lists its product as uncharacterized. The transcript has 13 exons. The coding region runs from base 441 to 2825 and encodes 794 amino acids. The record is from RefSeq and is a predicted model, not a curated record. NCBI's taxonomy places the organism in Eukaryota, Viridiplantae, Streptophyta, Magnoliopsida, Poales, Poaceae.